Messenger RNA from Perkinsus marinus ATCC 50983, 297 nucleotides. RefSeq lists its product as hypothetical. Bases 1 to 297 code for a protein of 98 amino acids. The record is from RefSeq and is a predicted model, not a curated record. Lineage: Eukaryota; Perkinsozoa; Perkinsida; Perkinsidae. The transcript has a single exon.
AUGGGGAAGAUUCGAAAAGUUCCUGCUAGAGCCUCUCUUAUGAAGCUGGCUUCGGCGAUCGACUGGCUUCAGCGUGGACCGCAAAACAAUGACACAACUGUAGCAAUACGUCGGAUGUGUUGCGAACUUCACUGGAGAGAGUUCUGCCAGACUCCGUGGACUAUUGCCAAGAAACAGUCUACCAUUCAACAAACUCUCCGUUUCGCUCGCUUCAAUCGCUACAGAGACUUCCUUGAUGACUUCAAGCAUCUUCAGCUGGUCCAACAUGGAAGGAUAUUCCCUGUUGCCAAGAGCUAA